Molecule: messenger RNA, 1115 nt
Organism: Mycena citricolor
Lineage: Eukaryota; Fungi; Basidiomycota; Agaricomycetes; Agaricales; Mycenaceae
Source: the annotation of a GenBank genome assembly
AUGGCUGCAACCUUCGCAAUUCCGGGGUUGCUUCGGCAGAGCAUGUCGCCUUAUCAUCUCGGUACCUCGCACUUGACCCAGUCAGCUGUUACGAUGUUCGCCUUUGUUGCUCUCGCCAUCCUCUCGGCCGUUGCGCCCUUCGCGUCUGCGGUCCCGACGCCCUCGGAGCACGUCCUCGUCCCGGGUGGCUACCGUGCGCGCUCAGAGACCAACUUCUACCAGGUUCCCGAGGGCGGCAGUGUCUCGCACGUCGAGGACAAAGUCCACGUCCUGGACGCGGCCGGCAGCGUCGUGCACAUCGUGACCCCGCAGUUCGCCACCCCGACGAAGGUCAACGCUGAUGCGGUGCUGCCCCUGCCGACUGGCUGGGUCGCCUACGCGUCGUGGCAAAACUCGGGUUCCGACGCGAUCGCGUCGUUCACCACCAGCUGGACCGUCCCUGCUGUCCCGCCCACCGACGACGGCCAGACCCUGUUCUACUUCAACUCGAUCGAGCCCACCUCCGGAAACGCCAUCCUCCAGCCCGUGCUCCAGUACGGUUCGUCCGCCGCUGGUGGAGGCUCCUACUGGGCUGUCGCCACCUGGUACCUCGUCGGCAACAGCGUGAUGUACACCAACCCGGUCCGCGUCAGCGCUGGUGCCAACCUGAACGGCAUCAUCACCCUCAAGUCGCACUCGGGCUCGAGCUACAACUACGUCUCGUCGUUCACCAACGUCGGCUCGACUUCCCUCACCGUCAACGGCGCCGCGCAGCUCACCUGGGCCACCGAGACCCUCGAGGUCUACUCCGUCGCCUCCCAGAACGACUUCGCCUCUGGCUCGACCGUCUUCUCGAACAUCAACCUCUCGCUCGCCAGCGGAGCUGUUCCGUCCGUCAAGUGGUCCACCGUCAGCAGCAGCCAGGACCACCUCACCACCACCGUCAACACCAACGGCGCGACGAACGCCAAGAUCACCAUCACCCACAGCUAAAUUAGUCGCGUCCUGUUCUAAAUAUUGGGCGAUGGGUUUCAUGAAUGCAAUGCAAUGAAUGAUGGAAAUCACUUCGCGUCCCGAGUGAGCUUGCGCAGUACAUUUGCGCGACGUUAGAUGAUGCACAUGAAACAAGAAAGAUG